AUGGUGGAACAAGAAGAAAACCUUCAUUACUGGGGCGACAUCUCAGAGGAAGAGUAUUACAGGCUGCAAGGAAUCAAAGGGUCAAAAUCGUUCUACACUUCACCAAGAGGCCUCUCUCUCUUCACAAGAUCAUGGCUUCCACUCUCUGGCCCUCCACGUGGCAUCAUCUUUGGGAUCCAUGGGUAUGGCAAUGAUAUAAGUUGGACUUUCCAGUCCACAUCAAUCUUUCUUGCUCAGAAAGGGUUUGCCUGCUUUGCCCUUGACAUGGAAGGCCAUGGGAGGUCUCAAGGCCUUAGAGGCUAUGUCCCACAUGUUGAUUUGGUUGUCCAAGACUGUCUCUCCUUCUUCAAUCUCAUCAAGCAAGAUCCUAACUUUGGUGCUUUACCUUGUUUCCUUUAUGGAGAAUCAAUGGGUGGUGCCCUUUGUUUGUUGGUUCAUUUUGCUGAUCCAAAUGGGUUCCAAGGAGCUGUUUUGGUGGCACCCAUGUGCAAAAUCUCAGACAAGGUUAGACCCAGAUGGCCAAUUCCUCAAGCCCUCACUUUUAUCUCCAAUUUCUUGCCCACUUUAGCCAUUGUACCAACCGAAGAUCUUCUGCACAAAUCAAUCAAAGUAGAAGAAAAGAAGAUUGUUGGGAACAAGAACCCAGUCAGAUACAGAGGGAAACCCAGAUUGGGGACAGUUGUUGAACUCUUGAGAGUGACUCAGCUUUUGAGUGAAAAACUGCGUGAUGUAAGUAUCCCAUUCCUAGUAGUCCAUGGGAGUGCAGAUGUUGUGACGGAUCCGGAAGUGAGUCGGACUUUGUACAAGGAAGCAUCCAGUCAAGACAAGACCUUGAAGAUCUAUGAAGGGAUGUGGCAUUCCUUGUUGUUUGGUGAACCUGAUGAAAACAUUGAGAUUGUUCGUACUGAUAUAUUGUCUUGGUUGAGUGAUAGAUGUAACACAAAGAUCUAAACUGGUUUAAUUUAUGCUGUUUCAUUGGAACAACAUUAUGUUAAUGAGGAUUUGUAAUUCAAUUUCAAUAAACUUAUAUAUUUGGACCUAUGAA
Messenger RNA from Gossypium arboreum, 1045 nucleotides. RefSeq names its product caffeoylshikimate esterase. NCBI's taxonomy places the organism in Eukaryota, Viridiplantae, Streptophyta, Magnoliopsida, Malvales, Malvaceae. Gene Ontology annotation, cellular component: membrane. The record is from RefSeq and is a predicted model, not a curated record. Gene Ontology annotation, molecular function: lipase activity. The coding region runs from base 1 to 951 and encodes 316 amino acids. The transcript has a single exon.